Eriocheir sinensis (Chinese mitten crab) is the source of this 4091-nucleotide messenger RNA. Its product is annotated as SET domain-containing protein SmydA-8-like. Lineage: Eukaryota; Metazoa; Arthropoda; Malacostraca; Decapoda; Varunidae. The coding region runs from base 76 to 1629 and encodes 517 amino acids. The record is from RefSeq and is a predicted model, not a curated record. The transcript has 8 exons. Gene Ontology annotation, molecular function: protein binding.
CCUCCUCUUUACUCCAUACAGGGUCAGAAGUAGCUAAAACAAAGCCUCAAAGUCAGCACCAGCAGCACCUCCAGCAUGCCUGAGUCCGAGGGGUCCUGCGAGGUCUGCAAGAAACCCGCCCGCCAGUUCUGUUCCUCCUGUCGUGGCGUAUUCUAUUGCAGCCGAGAGUGCCAGAAGCAGGACUGGAAGAACCACAAGGGGAGAUGCAAGCCCUACGUCGUCCAGAACCACCCCGUCUAUGGCAGACACAUGGUGGCCACGAGGGACAUCCGUGUGGGUGAGAUCAUUAUGCGCGAUGUGCCGCUGGUGGUGGGGCCCAAGCAGCGCUCCCCCCCAUUGUGCCUGGGCUGCCAUCGCCCCCCUGAUGGCUCCUACACCUGCCCCUCAUGCCACUACCCCCUCUGUGGCCCGGGCUGUAGGGGCUCGGUCAGGCAUAAGAGUGAGUGCUCAGUGCUGUCCAAGGCCAAGAGCAAGCUGUCAGUGGACCGUUUUGACGCGCCACACCCCGCCUACGAGUGCAUCACACCCCUGCGCUGCCUGCUGCUCAGAGACGCCAACACUGCCGAGCCACGCCGCUGGGAGGCACUCACACAGCUGCAGGAUCACAGGGAGGCGGUGCGGGCCAGCGAGAUGAACGGCAUCAUACAGCGAAACACAAUAGACUUCCUAAGGGGUUUCAUGCAGUACGAUGGGGCCAGUGAGGAGGAGAUCUUCCGCGUGUGUGGUGUCCUCCUAGUGAACAGCUUUGAGGUGCGGCACAACGGCAGCAAGGUGCGGGCACUGUACCCCCAGGCGUCCAUGCUGGCUCACGACUGCGUCCCCAACACCAAGCACGCCUUUGAUUCCGACCUGACCAUGAUUCUGCGCGCCACGGUGGUCAUUCGCAAGGGCACACCCAUCACCGCCACCUACACCAACACCUUCUGGAACACCAUGCAGCGGCGGAGACAUCUCAAGCUGAGCAAGUACUUCCUGUGCACGUGCCAGCGGUGUUCCGACCCCUCUGAGCUGGGCACCCACCUUGGCACGCUGCUGUGUGUGGAGUGUGGCGGCCACGUGCUGCCCACCUCGCCCCUGGACCUGGACUCCCCCUGGCUGUGUGUGAAGUGCAACCACUCCAUCCUGGCAAAGACGGUGUACUGGGGUGACAACAUCCUCCACAAGGAGCUCAAGGCCCUGGACCAGACACAGGCCAAGCCGUUUGAGGACUUCCUGGAGCACUACAAGAAGGCGCUGCACCCCGGCCACCGCUUCUUUGUGGAGGCCAAGUACGCACUGGUCAAGAUCUAUGGGAACUCACCGGAGCACAGAUACCGAGACAUGAGCCAGGAGGAGAUGGAGCACAAGGUGAAGUACUGCCGUGAGCUGCUGUCACUGGCGGAGGUGUUGGCGCCGGGCCAGUCCCUGCUGCGCGGCACCCUGCUGCUGGAGCUGCAGGCGGCAUUGGUGGCACUCGCCCGCCUCCUGCUGUCCAACGAUGCCAUCACUCAGGACGGGUCAAAGGACUACAUGACCGAGGCUGUGAAGCACCUCCAGGAAGCGUCGGAGAUCCUGAAGCACGAGCCGGAGAUGGAGAGCGGUGGCCUGGACAAGAAGCUUAAGACACUAUCCGAGGAGCUGGAUGUCUGACGGAUAGGACGGAUAGGCUUGGUGGAAGAGUGCACUAGCUGAUGGAAAGAUUGAAUGUAGGUAACUCUCUCUCUCUCUCUCUCUCUCUCUCUCAUUUCUUUUUCUGUUGCUCUUUUUUUUUUCUCUUGCUCUCUCUCCUUUCUUUUAUCUUUCAUUGUUUCUCUUCAUUUGUUCUCUCUCUCUCUCUCUCUCUCUCUCUCUCUCUCUCUCUAGUAGGACUGGCACUGCAAGAAUACAUUCACACACAUACAUACAUACAUGCAUCCAUACAUGCAUACAUGACAAAUAUACAUACAUUCAACUAGUCAUAUUUUACAUGUUUUCCAAGUGUGUGUAUGUGUGUCAAGUAGGUAUGCAUGAUGUAUAAGAAGAGACAUGGUAGGACAUAAAACUUUAGACAAAGGUUAGUGAGAUAUACUACACCUACAUCUACAACUACUACUUCUACUACUACUGCUACUACAGUGGCCUUGUGUCCAAUGCAGGAAUGUGAUCAAAGAUUGCUUCACUCAAAGAACUUACAGGAAAGAUUAAUUUGGGUGGAGAAUUUCUGAAAAUUACCUUACCCUAACCCGUGAACUUCCGUCCGGUCAUUACCGUCUAAACGUGCUCAGUGUCAGUGGUUGGUGCGGCCAAUACUGUCCAACUCUUGCGACCCCAUAUUUGAGUAAUUGGAAGGUUACUCCUGGGAGUGUCAGGGAUGGAUGCCAGUCAUCACAAAUAGGUUUUUGUAACCAAAGAUUCCCAGCAACAAUGAAUUUUGAGUGAAAAAAAUAAAUAUUAGCAACUACAAGGGUAUGAGAGGAGCUCACUAAUGCAGUCCCCAUCCUCUUUUGUUGGACAGGUUAAAUAUACAAUAAAAAUCCAUAAAGAUCCGUCCUUGGCGUGGGGGAAGGCAGACUGCUCCACCCAGGCUACACAGAUCCAGGUAAAAAAUGCAGUUCUGUGCACCACAUGGCCCGGCCCCGCUCACAUUACUGGCCGGCACCACACCACACAUCCGGCUGAGUGGCCCAAAGAUAUACUCUUGGCCAGUGCAGUGCAUGAUGAACAACUUUUCCAAGUGUUAAAGAAAUCUCACAUUUGUGCCAAUGAUCAGCCAGGAUUUGUUGUGCACUGGACCAUUUCAAAAGCAUUAGUACAGCAAUUUUUUAAAUAAUUAAAGAAAAUGCCACAAUAGAUAUGAAACGCACCGGACAAACAUGGAUGCGAGGCCACUGUACUACUACUGCCACCACCACCACCACUACUUCUACUACCAUUAUUAGUAGUAACAAGAGUAAUCAUUGUAUUUAGUGUAUAUAUAUAAAAAGAAUGCAUUAUUACACAAUGUAAACUAGACUUGAGUGAAUGACCAUCUGCCCAAACCUUGCAAGUCUAGUAAAUGUUCACCGUUUGUUCAGUUGGUCCAGGAAUAAAUGAAAAAAAGAAGUCUUGUUAUCCUUCAUUCUCAAACUUAUUAUUAAACCAGUAAACUAUGAAUAUAUGAUAAACUCUUCUCAUUAGAGCUCUAAACUAUGAAUAACAUGAUAAACUCUUGCUAAUACCUAUUUUUAAACAAUGACAAAAAAACUUAAACUAUCAUAAUACAAACACCAAACCCAACAACCCAUUUAAACAGAAAGAAUUUGCAUGACACUACAACUAGGAUACCCGAGCUUAACAUGUCUGGCAGAGCAGUGUGUGGCUAGUGCAAACAGUGAGGUACCUAUAGCAAAAGGAGAGUAUCAAGCCCAGCGGUACCAAAUUACAUCGCAUUGCAUUUUCAUAGUUUCUGACAUUAAACUAUUGCAAAGAUGAAAAAACAAUUGCUAUAUAAAAGUUUCAGUGAUAACAUUAAUUUUCGAUCAUUAUUUGUGUAGGUAUGAGAGUUUUGGGCCUGAAAAUGAUAAAAUAUAAUGUGACAAUAUGACAAUUUGGCAACGCUGAUUAAGACGCCUCCCCAAGUGACUGGCCGUGCUACUUCUGAAUCUAUCCUCUGAACCUAAUAGACCUCUCUUUUGGCCUCUUGCUCUGUAUUUCUUUUGUUGGAGCAGCACUUGGCGGGAUUUUUUGUUGCUACUUUGUUUUAGCGCCCUUAAGCUGUCUCCCUUGCUGUAAGAAAAAAAGUGAGAGCAACACCAUUCCAGACUUUUUAUUUCAUGAUUUACUUUUUUCACUCUUUAACCCGGUAGUAGCGGGGAUCGUGUUUCUUAAUGGUCCCUCCAAGCGAGAAAAAUGAGGAAAAAUCACCCCUCACACAAACCAUUUCAUAAUAUAUAUCAAAGCAUUUGUGAUCAGAUUAUGUAUCAUCUAUUUUGGGGGGUUUAUAUCAUGACACAAAUUUGGCCCGUCGCUGCUACCGGGUUAAGCUGUUUCAUCUUCUAUUAUAAAAGAGUGGAACAGCCUAGGGUCUGCCUAUGAGAGGAGGCAAGUUAUCUGUGGGGGUCCUCAGUGCUCAUUCAGAAUAAUCACAUGUUACU